GCGUGGGGUGGGGGCGCUCCUCCUACUGCAGGCAUGUCCCACGCACACACCACUAGUAAAACACACGAAAGCAGGAAGGAUCCAGCACGAGUCAUUUUUUAGUCGUAAACAUUGCAUGAAGUUGAUGAAGUUUAUGGAUGUAGACGGAGAAUGAUCGCUGUAUGCUUCACGACAGGAUUCACGACGUUCAUUAUAUCUUCCAGCUCUUCUCUUUUUGACGCUUUGUGAAGGUCAGUGAUGAUGCCUAUUUUCUUCAGGCCUGUAAUGUUAUGCUUAAGAUGUAAGAUGUUUCUGCUGUUGGUGGUCAUGUUGGUUUCACCUGCUGGCUGUAUGAAAGAUAAAGGCAGCACUGGUGAUGUUGAGUGUGUGUGCGAGGGGUUAUCAUGCGAUGAUGUCCAGCAUUGUUUGGGCUUGCAGUGUUUCUCCUCCCUGUCUUUUGAGAACGGGACAGCCCUUCAGCAGAAAGGAUGCAUUGUGGGUAGUGAAGAAGUGGCAGUGCGCUGCAAAAACUCCCAGACUGUGGACAUGCUGAUGCACUGUUGCAAGGAAACAUUGUGCAAUAUGAAUGUUACCAUGGAGAUGCCAAGUACAGAUGAGGAGUUAAGGGUAGCACCUACAGAGCAUGAAUGUGUGUGUGAGGGUCGAUCAUGUGCAGCAGGGGACCGCUGUAAGGGUCAGCAGUGUUUCUCUUCCUUGACACUGAGUGAUGGGACACCAGUGUCACAGAAGGGCUGUUUUAAGGUGUAUGAGCAGGGAAGGAUGACCUGUAAAACACCUCCGUCCCCUGACCAGAUAGUGGAGUGCUGUCAGGCUCAUCUGUGCAACAUGAACCUCACUGUGAGACUUCCUGUACGAGUGUUGGAGGCCCCCAACUAUAGUGUGACAACGCUGACCAUUGUGAUUGUGGCUCCAGUCUUCGUUCUGAUAUUCCUGUCUGGUGUAGCUAUCCUGAUCUUCCGUUGUAUUCACCAUCACCAGAUGGAGCAUCUGACUGCUCAUGAUGCAGAGUAUGGCCCCAUCGAUGGUCUGAUUGCAUCUAAUGUGGGAGAGAGCACACUCGCGGAUCUGUUGGAUCAUUCCUGUACAUCUGGUAGUGGCUCUGGUCUACCUUUCCUGGUUCAGAGAACAGUAGCCAGACAGAUCGCUCUCAGCGAGUGUGUUGGUAAAGGUCGAUAUGGAGAGGUUUGGAGAGGUCAGUGGCAGGGAGAAAGUGUUGCUGUUAAAAUAUUCUCAUCCCGAGAUGAGAAAUCCUGGUUCAGAGAGACCGAAAUCUACAACACUGUCCUGCUUCGACACGAUAACAUUCUGGGCUUUAUUGCAUCUGAUAUGACAUCGCGUAACUCCAGCACUCAAUUAUGGCUAAUCACACAUUUUCAUGAGAUGGGCUCUCUCUAUGAUUACCUGCAACUCAGCAUGCUGGAUGCUUCUGCCUGUUUGCGAAUGGCACUCUCGAUUGCCAGUGGCCUGGCCCAUCUGCACGUGGAGAUAUUUGGCACACAGGGCAAACCAGCCAUUGCUCACAGAGACCUAAAAAGCAAAAAUAUUUUAGUGAACAAAAACGGCCAGUGCUGCAUUGCAGACCUUGGUCUCGCCGUGAUGCAUUUUCAGGACACAAAUGAGCUGGACGUAGGGAAUAAUCCUAAAGUUGGGACCAAGCGCUACAUGGCCCCUGAGGUUCUGGAUGACUCCAUUCAGACAGAUUGCUUUGAGUCUUACAAACGAGUCGAUAUCUGGGCCUUUGGACUUGUGCUGUGGGAAAUUGCUAGAAGAACAGUUAGUAAUGGUAUUGUUGAAGAUUACAAGCCCCCAUUCCAUGACGUAGUGCCGAGUGACCCAAGCUUUGAGGACAUGAAGAAAGUGAUCUGCAUAGACCAACAGAGACCAAAUAUCCCAAACAGAUGGUUCUCAGACCCGACUUUAACAUCAAUCGUUAAACUUAUGAAGGAAUGCUGGUACCAGAACCCAUCAGCCAGACUUACAGCAUUACGCAUCAAAAAGACUCUGACAAAAAAUUCUUUGGACAAAAUCAAAGCGGACAUAUGAACUACUGCCUUAUGGGAGACCUUAAAAGCCUUUUUACUGCGCCCAGUUGAUGUCUCAUCUGGCAAACCAACCAGGAAAAAAAAGGCCUUGUAGAGGCACAUCAUAUUUAUUUUGAACUUAAAGUGGGUCAUAUUUGGCAUCCAAAAGACUGAAAGACUGCAGACUGCUUUUCAUAUGGGAGUUAUUUCUUUUAGCAGAUAGGAUUUUUGAAAAAUCACGUUCUGUCACAUUACAACACCUGGGCAUUUGAAGAAACUGCUUUAGAGUUAGUUCACUCAAAAGUUGACAAACUUACAAAUCAGACAGUUCUAGUUCAUAAUACAGCAACACUGCUGCAGCCCUACAAAUGAUUUGACUGCAACCCUACAAAGAAAAGAGAAAUAGCUUUUUUCAUUCUGGCUCUCUAUCACUGUCAUUUAUAGUGUAAGUAGACCAUAAACACAAUACUCAAUCAGUCUGUCAUGAACAAAUGAAGAGUGUUAAGGUUGCACCUCAGUCUUUAUCUUGAUCCACCCUCUGUUGUCCAAUGUGUUAAAUCUGAAAAGUUUUGUAUCACUGCACAUUUAGCAUUAUCUAUUUGUUUUUUUGUUUGUUUCAUAUUGUCUGUAAAUAAAGAUGCUUAAGGAGUAAAACAACUUAAAUAAACCUACAAGAUCCCGAAUUCAAGAAACA
Messenger RNA from Carassius carassius (crucian carp), 2715 nucleotides. Its product is annotated as activin receptor type-1-like. Gene Ontology annotation, molecular function: metal ion binding; SMAD binding; transforming growth factor beta receptor activity, type I. The coding region runs from base 238 to 2043 and encodes 601 amino acids. Gene Ontology annotation, biological process: dorsal/ventral pattern formation; protein phosphorylation; transforming growth factor beta receptor signaling pathway. The transcript has 11 exons. Gene Ontology annotation, cellular component: plasma membrane; BMP receptor complex. Lineage: Eukaryota; Metazoa; Chordata; Actinopteri; Cypriniformes; Cyprinidae. The record is from RefSeq and is a predicted model, not a curated record.